Messenger RNA from Sinocyclocheilus grahami, 1315 nucleotides. RefSeq names its product zinc finger protein Eos-like. Gene Ontology annotation, cellular component: nucleus. Gene Ontology annotation, molecular function: DNA-binding transcription factor activity. The transcript has a single exon. NCBI's taxonomy places the organism in Eukaryota, Metazoa, Chordata, Actinopteri, Cypriniformes, Cyprinidae. The coding region runs from base 7 to 792 and encodes 261 amino acids. The record is from RefSeq and is a predicted model, not a curated record.
AAGCACAUGCGACUGAAUAUAUCCGAAGCACCUUAUGAACUUGACCCCAAUGCUGAUAAAGAAGGGGACAUGUUGCUUUCGCACCCCGAGGGUGACACCGCUGCUUUAGCAGGCAUGGGAGGGCGUUUCCUGCGGGCACCGAGAGGAGGCAGCAAUGAUGUGGAUCCUUCCCACUCCCUGCGGAUGCCUCCCCACUCCGCCUGCCUCUCAGAGUUCACCCCAGUCAUCAGCUCCGUAUACCCUCACAUAACUCCUCUAGGGCAGCGUCUAAACUGUGCAGGGGGCAUCUCCAUGAGCCUGGCUGGGAGGGAGGCCGGCGAGGGUCAUGAAGAUGUGCCCUCUACCCGCAGCCGCGCCACCUCGCCAAGCAACGGUUACCAAGAUUCGACAGACACUGAGAGCAUGGCAGAGGAACAGUACGUCAUCACCUCGGUGCCACCGGGAAACUUGAACCACCGCGGGCGAGAGCGGCACAGUCCUAGUCAUGCCAAAGAUAUGGACAUGGAAGGGGACAGGGAGAAAGGGGUUCCUGGGGGUUUACUGACCAAGGCGAGCCCGCGCACGCCACCAGCGAGGGAAGCCAUGCAAGUGGUGGAUGGGGAAGGGCGGCCGGUGCGCUCCUUCCGCUGCGAGCACUGUCGCAUUUUCUUCCUGGACCAUGUCAUGUUCACCAUCCACAUGGGCUGCCACGGCUUCCGCCAGCCCUUUGAGUGCAACAUCUGCGGGCACCGCAGCCAGGACCGCUACGAGUUCUCCUCGCACAUUGUCCGCGGGGAGCACCAGGUUGGCUGAGGUGGGCUUGUAGAUGGCAGAAGUCGAGACUGGGGGGGAGAUGUACAGAGUUGUAUGCUGCUUUGAGAUGGCGUCAUGGCGUCUAGUUCGGUCUGCACCAGGUUGGGGCAUAUUAGCACUUGCUUUUAUAGUUAGCGGACAUCAUAUUUUACCGUCGAAGGCUAAUCACUUAGGUACGAACAUAAAACGUGCAAUUGCAUCCCGUGUUAGAGGAUGUCAAGAGGAUUCAAACGGAUUCUACCGAUUGCACUCCCAUACCAAGUCAUUCAUCGCAAGACACAGCUGUUUUGCUUUAGAAGUGCCUUCCUUCCGUGGGGUUUAUUUUUUAUCAGUUGAGAAGAGAAAUUCGAGGUGUGAGAUUAGGUCUAUACUCAUCUGUUCGGUGGCGUUUACAUAGAGUCUGCCUCUUGAAGAGAGAAAGACAAUGAACUGCUUUGGCGUCCAAAGUCUGGACUGUUUACAGAGUGGUUUUCCAAAUUUCUGAGCCUGUUAAACAAGAGAAAGCCAUGCCUAGGAGUAUUCA